Molecule: messenger RNA, 1489 nt
Organism: Dermacentor andersoni
Lineage: Eukaryota; Metazoa; Arthropoda; Arachnida; Ixodida; Ixodidae
Source: RefSeq, a predicted model, not a curated record
UAAACGCGCUCUAAGCGGUAACGAUGACACCUGCCAUGCUACUUAUUUGUCUUGGCUGCUUUAUCCGUAAUGGUCAUGCUGCUUCAGAAAUACCACAUUCUGGCAUUUACAUAACAAUAUCCUCAUACAGCGGAUUUUGGAGUUAUGGACACUUCGAGAUGAACUGGUUUGGAAUUCCGGAACAAUACUUGGGACUGACGUACGCCGUGCUGUCAACGAAGAAGCUACCACGCGUGCAUUCUGACGUUCUCUCCAUCUCACCUAUUCUGCGACCUACCGACAGAUUUACGACAAGUGUUCCAGCGCCUAGCUUUAAUGUCAGCACUUUGAUGAGGGGAGAAUGUCUCGGCUAUUGGGCUGUCGUACUCGAAGAAUCGUAUAUGCCUUGGGAGCCAGUCGUGUUGUAUUCUUCGUGCUUCACUCCUAAGCCUCGGUGGAUGCGACAGAAUUGUUGCAAGCUUUCAACUCUCAGUCUUUUGGACAUGCUCAUUCCUGGUACGCACAAUUCUGGCAUGUACAACCAAAUGUACACGCAUCCGCACGAAGAGUACCUGUAUAACCAGGACCAAACCAUUGCGCAGCAGCUCGCAUACGGCAUUCGUAGCCUGGAUCUGAGGGUGCAGUACUCGGGCGGCGACUUUUACGUCACCCACAGCAGAACAGCAGGAUGGCCCACCAUACGACAAGUUCUGAAGGAAGUUCGCGAAUUCGUGGAAGCUACCGGCGAACUUGUGCUUCUAGAUUUUCACAGGUUCACGACCGGUUUUGACGAAGGGCACGAUAACGUUACUGCGCGACAUUUGGAACUUGUGAAGCUAAUUGUUACCGAGUUGCAUGACGUUCUUCUGGAGGGUUACGCUUACGUGAUGAAGUUGGACAUGAUCUUGGAUGAAUGCAAGAACGAAACAAGAUUGGAUGGCCACGUGAUAGUAUUUUAUAAUUAUGAACAAUAUAAGGGACCAUAUAAAAGUUAUUUGGGACCCGCUGUCGAGCACAGAUGGCCCAAUGCGCAAAGCCAAGAUGCUCUUAUGAAAUAUUUGAGAGAUAAAGCAUGCGUACGUGGAAGUGGCAGUAAUCUGAUUUCGAUAAUGGCAGAACUCACGCCCAAAUUUCCAUAUCUUAUUAUUGGAAACCGCCGUGCAGCAGAGUGGGUAAACCACGACGUUACGAAAUAUUUUAGGCGAGAAGGACCAAACUGUUCUGGUAUUAUUGCCACGGAUUACUUCUUAGGUAAUGGGAUAAUUGAGGUAGCCAUUAAGGCUAACCUAGAGAAAGGAUCUGAAAGAGCAUUCUUGUAUCAAUAUAAUCCUCAUAAGUACUGUAGCGUAGGUGACACCACAUAGAUGUUUCGUGGAGGAAGCUCCGUGUUACUGGUAUUGUCAAGAUGAAAGCUAACCCUCUUUGGCUGCUAUCGCGCGCGCUCUGGUUCAGAGUCAAAGCCAAAUAAAAAAAAAGAACGAGAAAUAAAUAUUUUGUCUGAAUACCUGAA